This is a messenger RNA of Peromyscus maniculatus bairdii (prairie deer mouse), 1068 nucleotides long. Lineage: Eukaryota; Metazoa; Chordata; Mammalia; Rodentia; Cricetidae. The record is from RefSeq and is a predicted model, not a curated record.
CUUGGCCGACUUCACGAUAUAACAUCUCCUUGGGUCAAGCUGUGCAGUGCAUACCCUGUGUUAUACUAUCUCCCAGGAAGCCACAAAGAGUACAUUAAAAUUUGUACUGAAAUAAAAGAGUUCAUUUUGAAGGAAAUAAAAAGGCAUCAAGAAACUCUGAACCUCAAUAGCCCUCAGGACUUUAUUGACCACUUCCUGAUUAAAAUGGAAAAGGAAAAACACAAUAAAAAUUCUGAAUUUACCAUGGAAAACCUGGCCAUCACCAUAUUUGAUCUGUUUUCUGUGGGAACAGAGACAAUGAGUACCACAAUGAAUUAUGGGCUUUUGCUCCUGCUGAAGUACCCAGAGGUCACAGCUAAAAUUCAGGAAGAAAUUGAACAAGUUAUUGGCAGACAUCGGAGCCCCUGCAUGCAGGAUAAGAACCAGAUGCCCUACACAAACGCUGUGCUGCAUGAGAUUCAGAGAUGCCUGGAUCUUGUACCUAUUCCCUUGCCUUGUGAAACAACACAGGAUGUGGAGUUCAGAGGAUACCACAUUCCCAAGGGUACAACUGUAAUGACAUGUCUGACAUCUGUUCUGAAUGACAACAAAGAAUUUCCCCACCCAGAGAAGUUUGACCCUGGCCAUUUUUUGGAUGAGAGAGGCAACUUCAAGAAGAGUGACUACUUCAUGGCUUUCUCAGCAGGAAGAAGAGCUUGCCUUGGAGAAGGUCUGGCCCGCAUGGAAUUGUUUUUAACACUGACCAACAUUUUACAGCAUUUUACUUUAAAACCUCUGGUCAAUCCAGAGGACAUUGAUAUCACCCUAGUUCAAACUGGCCUGUUGUCUUUGCCUCCACCCUAUGAGCUCUGUUUCAUUCCAGUCUGAAGUUGGGUAGUCUUUCCCAGAGAUGACUGAGACCCUGCUUCUAUUUGUGAGCAAACAGGUCUUUCCUGUUCUAUAUACCUGUAUCUUGCGAUCCUUCUUAAUGGCAGAGCUGCUACCUCUAAACUAUACUAAAAUUUUCUCAAUUCUUAGGAACCAGUUCCAAUUUUUAAAUAUUAAAAACCCUCACUGAUUCAGCACUAA